Cadophora gregata is the source of this 1805-nucleotide messenger RNA. RefSeq lists its product as uncharacterized. Lineage: Eukaryota; Fungi; Ascomycota; Leotiomycetes; Helotiales; Ploettnerulaceae. The transcript has 8 exons. Bases 153 to 1805 code for a protein of 550 amino acids. The record is from RefSeq and is a predicted model, not a curated record.
GUGGAUUUUUUUCCUGGCUCCCAAAUACUCGGUUAAACGUCAACGUGAGUGGUACUUCAGCUCCGAACAUCAUAAUCUCUUCUGCUCGCUGAUUCUCCUAUGAUUACUGUCAUUUGAAACACACGCGUUCUCGGCAAGCAUCACUCAUCACCAUGAUCAAGUUCACGCUGAUGUUCGUCUUUGCUCUGGUUCUUGCUGCCUCUAGCGGCGCGGACUCCUUUGUGGGCGUCCACGACCCGGAGUAUGGCACUGAUGUCUUCACUGGCGUGCCAUACGUCUCUCGUCCAACUCGUCUCCAUGCUCCUAUGCCACUAUCUGGCGAUCAGGGAGUUGUCCUGGCCAAUAAGUCUAUCAGCAACCGAUGCUUCGAGCUUGGCCCAGGUGCCUCCUCGAUCGCUGGCUCGGAGGACUGCUUGACUCUUGAUCUCAUUCGUCCUUCAACUGGCCCGAGUGGUAAAAGCAAUCCUGUCGUUGUCCUGGCUAAUCCAAUGUCACCUCCACCAAAGAAGCUUCUUCCUGUCUACGUUUUCUUCCAUGGCGGCGACUUCAACUCUGGUGAUAAGUCUGACUACGAUGGUCGUAACCUCGUCAAGACUAGCAUUGCUUUGGGUAAUCCUAUCAUCUAUGUCGCUGUCAACUACAGGCUUGGAUUCCUUGGCUUUCCAAGUGGCAGAGAGGCUGAAUCUCAUUCUGCCACGAACCUUGGUAUUCUUGAUUCGAGAUGGUCCUUGAUCUGGUUACAACAGUUCAUUUCAUACUUCGGCGGAGACCCAAAGAAGGUCAUCAUCGGUGGACAAGGCAGUGGAGCUGAUAUGGUUGCAUUUCACUUGCUGGGUUAUGGAGCCAAGACCGAUAGCCUCUUUCAUGGUGCCAUCCUUCACAGUGGCUCUGCAGCUGGUCGUUCUCCCAUCCCUCGCCCUAACCACACUGAAUGGCAGAGCCACUACGAUGCCAUUGCCUCAGCAACUGGUUGCAACAAUUAUCCUGAGACUUGGUCCUGCCUUCAAAUUGCACCGAUCAAUUCACUGGUGAAGGCAUCUAGCAAAGUUUUCGCUGAUACGAAGCUUGCUAAUCCCGCUUCUGUAUUUUCUCCAGUUGUUGACGGUACAUUCUUGACCGAUUUCCCAUCCACUCUUAUGGAGGAAGGAAAGUUUGCACAAGUACCAAUCCUGAUCGGAACAACUACAAGCGAACUUGUCAAUUUUGUACCAAUAUACAGCGGAUUUGGAACCGAUGAGAGCAUCAUCGCCUACUUGAAGUUGCUCUUCCCAUAUGUCAGUGAUGCAACACUUCAGAGCCUUUUGUCGUACUACCCAGUCUCCCGAUACAGAAACAUCGGCCCACCUCUCUCCGGUGCUCAAUGGAGUCGCGUUGUCGCCAUCCUGAACGACUUACAGAUGUUCUGCCCAGCAAACACCAUGGCACUGCAAGUCUCCAAUGUAAACAACGUUUUCAAGUACCGCUUCAACGCCGUCCUUCAAUCAUCUCCUGUUAAAUCAUGGGAAGGCGUCCCACAAGGCAGCGACCUCCGAUACUUAUUCCCCAUUGGUGGUGUCGACAUGUCAAAACAAAGCCCAGCAGACCUGACUGUAAUGGCCAAGUUCCAACGCUCGAUCAUCAGCUUUAUCAACAAGCUUGAUCCUAAUGGCAUCCCUGCGUCAGAUACUUGGGAGACAUUUGACUCCUUCACUCAAAGUAGCCUCGUGUUUGAGCGUGGAAAUACCCCAGCAGCUGUCGAGAGAUUUGCAGUUGAUCAGAGCGUGUGUGCUUUCAUCAACAGCAAGAACGUGGAGUUUCUGCGCUAG